Messenger RNA from Colletotrichum higginsianum IMI 349063, 543 nucleotides. RefSeq lists its product as uncharacterized. The coding region runs from base 1 to 543 and encodes 180 amino acids. Lineage: Eukaryota; Fungi; Ascomycota; Sordariomycetes; Glomerellales; Glomerellaceae. The transcript has a single exon. The record is from RefSeq and is a predicted model, not a curated record.
AUGCCGUUCACCUGCGGCGGGAUCAGGCAGGGAAGAGUCAUUGGUCUCCAUUCGGCCGUCAAGCUCAACACAACACGACAACCAAGAAUGACGAUUUGGACAACAGGUUGGAGCAAGACGGAAAGAAAACGCCUCCUCCAGCCGAUGGAGAAGCUACAGUGCCCCCAGCGAACAAACUCUGCCGAAUGGAUGUACGAAGUUCUGCUCUCUGCCUACGCUGGGACUCGUGAGGAUGAUGCGGACCCGAAAACUUGGACAACACCCGCGCUCCUGGCGUCCCAGAAUCCCUUCCAGGGGAGCAAGGUGGUCGAGGAGCUCUUUAAAGAAUGGAACGUCCUGAAAGAAGACAACAUCAAGGGCGUCACCCCGCCAAACCCCCUACCGCGCGACCUAGACAACAAGUCCAAAGUUCGGGAUCAACAAGGGGCGCCACCUACUAAAGACCGAGGCCAGGAUAUCAGUUACUUCAGCGAUGCUAUCAGUAGAAAUUUCCUUGUCCUGAUUGAAAAGACUAAGACUUGGGAGGUCCCCCCCCCCUUUUAA